CGGCUGCGAGCGCGCCGGGCGGGCAGGAGCCGCCACCGCCACCCUCUCCUGCCCGCUCACCUGCCCCGCUCCGCUCCGCUCCUCACCCGCCCCUCCCCGCCCCGCGUCCCCCCGGCGCCGGAGGGAGCCCGGUCCCGCCGGAGCGGUUCCGGGGGGGAGCACGGCAGCGGCACAGGCUCGGUGAUCGGGACGGGCGGGGGUCCGUCAGCGCAGGGACGGGACGGGUGGUCAGCCCGGGACGGCCGGGCUGGCUUAGGGGGUCGCUCGCUGCCGUCGCUCCUCACGGAGCGACGGCCGGGGCGGCGAGGAGUGCGAGGGGGCUCGCACCCCGCACCUCGCACCCCGCCGUGGAGCCCGAGGGGAGAGAGAGGAGCGCCGAGUGCGGCAGCGGCUGCCGGCAUUUGCUGGGGUGGGCAGGGAACCAGGAGCAGGAGUCGCACCCGCGGCUGGGAGCGGGGAAUCCGCUCCGCGGAAACCUCGGGGGCAGAGAUAACCCUCGCUCAAAGAGGUUUUGAGGGGAAGGGGAAAUUGAAUGUAGACGCAUAUUGGUAGUUCUGCUGAAAUAAUCAAGUGCCGAAGGCAGAUCUUAGGCAGAGAAGGUGGAGGGAUGGAUCCCACUGUUUUGGAUGUCGGCUUGAAUUUUUUAUUUACUUUUCUGUUUUGACCACUGCUAAAUGUGGAUUUUGCGAGCGAACCCUAUGGCGGUUGUUCCAUUGUUCCUUGUUUGAACGUAAAUCUUAGUCCUGGUGCUUGUGGAUUUUUUAUUUAUUUAUUUAUUUAUUUAUUUAUGGAAAGGACCAUUCCAGGUAGCUUUUGCGUCUGACAAAAUGAAGCCUUUGUAUUUUUCGGUCAAUUAUACCUAAUAUUGACAUUCUGUUUGGUACAAGAGACUUAAAGUGCUGCCUCACUCAGAGGACCAUUAGAGACUUUCUCGGUCGCUACAUGUAGCUGAAUGUGUUACGACACAUCCUUUCUCCCCCCUCAAAUCUUCCUAAAGAUUUUUCAAAAAUGAAGAAAUUUAAUUUUCGCAAAGUUUUGGAUGGUUUAACUGCCGCAUCCCCUGUUGGAAGCAUUGGCGGUGGCAGUGGAAGUGGGGCUGGUGGCUCCGUGCACCCAGGAGGGACUGCGGGAGCUGCAGGGACACCCAGAGAGGAGAUCCAGGAGACGCUCACUUCAGAUUAUUUUCAGAUCUGUAAGACGGUUCGCCAUGGCUUUCCUUACCUCCCCACUGCCUUAGCGUUUGACCCAGUUCAGAAAAUUCUGGCAAUUGGAACAAGAACAGGAGCCAUACGAAUAUUGGGCAGGCCUGGUGUUGAUUGCUACUGCCAACAUGAAAGUGGUGCUGCAGUUCUGCAGCUCCAGUUCUUAAUCAAUGAGGGUGCUUUGGUCAGUGCGUGUGCAGAUGAUGCGCUUCAUUUGUGGAACCUCCGGCAGAAACGACCAGCUAUUCUACAUUCUCUGAAAUUUAACAGAGAAAGGAUUACUUACUGCCAUCUACCUUUCCAGAGUAAAUGGCUUUAUGUUGGAACAGAGAGAGGAAAUACACACAUUGUAAAUAUUGAGUCCUUCAUUCUUUCUGGAUAUGUUAUCAUGUGGAACAAGGCAAUAGAACUAUCCACCAAGACUCACCCUGGCCCAGUUGUACAUUUAAGCGACAGCCCAAGAGACGAGGGAAAACUGUUGAUAGGCUAUGAAAAUGGGACCAUCGUGUUCUGGGACUUACGAUCUAAAAGAGCCGAUCUGAGAGCUUAUUAUGAUGAGGCUAUUCAUUCUGUUGCUUGGCAUCAUGAAGGGAAGCAGUUCAUGUGUAGCCACUCUGAUGGCAGCUUGACCCUAUGGAAUCUGAAAAGCCCUAACAGACCAUUCCAGACCACAAUUCCACACGGAAAAGUUCAAAGAGAUGGAAAAAAACCUGAAUCUUGUAAACCAAUUCUUAAAGUAGAGUACAAGACCUGUAAAAACAGUGAACCAUUUGUGGUAUUUUCUGGUGGAUUGUCAUAUGAUAAGCCUUGUCGAAGACCAAGUUUAACAAUCAUGCAUGGGAAAGCAAUUACAGUUCUUGAAAUGGAUCAUCCUAUAGUUGAUUUUUUAACUCUUUGUGAAACCCCAUAUCCAAAUGAAUUUCAAGAACCUUAUGCUGUAGUUGUACUUUUGGAAAAAGAUCUCAUUGUCGUUGACCUGACACAAACCAAUUUUCCAAUCUUUGAAAAUCCAUAUCCUAUUGACAUUCAUGAGUCACCUGUUACCUGCACAGAAUAUUUUGCGGACUGUCCUCCAGAUUUGAUCCCUGUACUCUAUUCUGUAGGAGCAAAACAUAAAAAGCAAGGAUACAGCAAUAAGGAGUGGCCUAUCAGUGGUGGAGCAUGGAACCUUGGAGCUCAGACAUAUCCUGAAAUCAUUAUUACAGGCCAUGCAGAUGGAUCAGUAAAAUUUUGGGAUGCUUCUGCCAUUACUCUACAGAUGUUGUACAAACUAAAAACAUCAAAGGUCUUUGAAAAACAGAAAGUGGGAGAAGGAAAAGCAACAGCUGAGAUUGUGGAAGAAGAUCCUUUUGCUGUUCAGAUGAUGUACUGGUGUCCUGAAAGCCGAAUUUUCUGUGUGGCAGGAGUUUCUGCCUAUGUGAUUGUUUACAGGUUCAGCAAACAUGAAGUAAAUACUGAAAUUGCAUCAUUAGAGGUACGACUUCAGUGCGAAGUAGAAGACAUCAUUACUCCUGAACCAGAAACAAAUCCUCCAUUUCCAGAUGCCUCCUCCCAGCUUCCUUCUUUAAAGAGCCUUUCAGGCAGUACCAACACUGUAGCAUGUGAAGGAACGAUGAAGGACAGUAUCCCAUGUCUUAGCGUUAAGGCUCGACCUGUGCGGAUGCCUCCUGGCUACCAGGCAGAUCUGGUUAUCCAGUUGGUGUGGGUGGAUGGUGAGCCUCCACAACAGAUUACCAGUCUUGCUGUAAACUCUGCUUAUGGACUAGUGGCUUUUGGGAACUGCAAUGGUUUGGCUGUUGUGGAUUUCAUGCAGAAGACAGUCCUGCUGAGCAUGGGCACCCUCGACCUCUAUGGAUCCAGUGAUCCGUACCAGCGGCAGCCCCGCUCACCCCGCAAGAGCAGGCAGUUUGCUGCAGGCCUGACUGAACUCAGUGACAGUCCAGUUUCCCUGGAGCUUGAGCGUUGCAAGUCUCCCACUUCAGAUCACGUGAAUGGUCACUGUACAAGCCCAACAUCCCAGAGCUGCAGUUCAGGCAAACGACUUUCCAGUGCAGAUGUGUCGAGAGCAAACCGCCGAGGGCCCGGCAGGCCCCCCUUCAGGAAAGCCCAGUCUGCAGCCUGCAUGGAGAUUUCUCUCCCAGUCACCACAGAAGAAAAUAGGGAAAACUCCUUCAGCCGUUCCCGAAGCUCCAGCGUGUCCAGUAUCGACAGGGACUCCAAGGAGGCAAUCACAGCUUUGUACUUCAUGGAGUCCUUUGCCCGAAAGAACGACUCUGCUGUUUCCUCCUGCCUCUGGGUCGGAACAGGCCUCGGAAUGGUCAUAAUCCUGUCCCUUAAUCUGCCUGCCAGCGAUGACUUACGGCAGUCAGAGCCGGUCAUGGUGUCACCAAGUGGCACCGUCCUGACACUGAAGGGAGCCGUGCUGACCUUCGCGUGCUUGGACUGCAUGGGGACACUGACACAUCAGCCCUAUGAAGUAUGGAGGGAUCCACACAGUGCUGAUGACGGUGACAAAACAAGGAAAAGGAAACUUGUCAUGCAUUCCCCUUCCUCCUCCCAGGAUAUGGGUGAUCAUCAAUUUGCAGUCAUUUGUUCAGAAAAACAAGCCAAAGUCUUCUCAUUGCCUUCCCAAACAUGUCUUUAUGUCCACAACAUCACCGAAACGUCCUUUUUAUUGCGAGCAGAUGUGGUCACCCUCUGUAACAGCGUCUGUCUGGCGUGCUUUUGUGCUAAUGGGCACAUCAUGACACUGAGCUUGCCCAGCCUUCGCCCACUGCUGGACAUCAACUAUUUGCCUGUGACAGACAUGAGGAUAGCACGGACCUUUUGUUUCACUAACGAAGGGCAGGCUCUGUACCUGAGCUCUCCCACAGAGAUCCAGCGCCUGACCUACAGCCAGGAGAUGUGUGACAACCUGCAGGACAUGCUUGGGGAUUUGUUUACUCCUGUGGAAACACCAGAAGCCCAAAACAGAGGCUUCCUCAAAGGACUUUUUGGAGGAAGCGGACAAGCUUUUGACAGGGAGGAGCUUUUCGGCGAGGCCACAGCAGGAAAAGCCUCUCGCAGCCUCGCCCAGCACAUCCCUGGAUCCGGCGGGAUUGAAGGCGUGAGAGGAGCCGCAGGCGGGGUCAUUGGGGACCUGACCCGAGCGCGCAUCGCCCUGGACGAGAGGGGACAGAAGCUGGGCGAGCUGGAUGAAAGGACUGCCAGCAUGAUGGCCAGCGCAGAGGCGUUUUCCAAACAUGCACACGAGGUGAUGCUCAAAUACAAGGACAAAAAGUGGUACCAGUUUUAGACUUUCAAAGAAGCUGCUUGUGGCUUUAUUAAGAACACUUUUCAGGGAAGCAGCCUUUAUUCCCAGAUCUACCAGUCACUGGCCAGAGACAGUUUUUUCUCCAAGAAGAUGUUUUCCUGUUACUGUUAUUGGAUUCAUCACAGUGGACGUCAAGGAGAAAUUUUACAGACCGUGGGAUGGAAGCUGGAAUCAUGAGGGUCUUUCCAACAGCUGACUCUUGGGGGGGCCAAUUUUUUCCCAAAAGGAACUCAACCAUCACUGUGGCAUGUAGUUUUUCAGAAGCUGUAGGUAUGAACUAUGGGGAGUGCGUCUGGUUAAAAAUAUUCUGUACAAACUCGAAUGUUAAUGCACUUAUAAAACUUUGCAUGACUAACUGCCAACUUAAAAAAAAAAAAAAAAAAAAAGAGAAAAAGGAAGCAUGUUGUGACCGAAGAAAAAUGGGAUUUAUUUCUAUUCUGAGCAAAAAAAAAAAAAAAAGAAAAAAAAGAAAAAACACCUUAAAUGACAAAAAUCUUUAUUUUUUAAAAAUUACAUUAUGAAAAGCCAGGAUAUUUCAAGCAUGUUUGCUACUGUUCUCCACAUAAAAAUUAGUUGAGCUGCAUUUUCUUAUCUGCUAUUUAUUUGCCCAAGGCAGUGCUCUUUAACUCCUACCAGAAAAAUAAAUAAAUUUAAAAUCCUAUCCCCAAAAUUUAACGAUUUUGCAGGUAGCUGGACAGGCACUAUCUAAAAAGAUCAUUAAGGCAUGUGCAUAGAUGGUUUAUUUGCAAUUCAGAGCACAUGAAACAUCAUCCCAAUCUAUACUUUUUAAAAUGUGCUCUAGAUUCAUCUGCUUUCCUUGAAGGGGGGCCGUGGCACUUUUCAUCCCCGUGGAGUCUGUAUCACUUGGUUGCCUUAUUUCCCAGUAACAGGAAUAGAAAACCACCUUUGGAAAGCAUUUCUUCAAGUUAGGAAAGGCAAGGUGGGAAACCACAGUCCCAUCAAAUAAGCUGCUCUGCAAGCUGCUAAAGCAGCCUCUGUGAGCAGUAAGUGCUCAGUGGAAAUGAUGAGAGGGGGCCUGCACAGAAAUCCCCCCAAACCUGUGACAGAGAGAGAGAUUAGAGCAGGAACACUACACAGUGGGCCAGGGAGGAGCAUGGAAAACCAUUGUCAACAUAUAUAUGGAACACAGAUAUAAAGUGACACCAUGGUGAGUGGCAAUUUGUACUCUGCUCACACUGCUAAAAUUUGCUUCUGCUUCAGAGCGGCUUGUUUGGUUUUUGCAGUGAAUGCUGCAGGAAACUCUGCAACCUGCAGCCACAGAAGAGAACAGUAAGCUGGAUUUAUUGCCUAUCCUUCUGGAGUGCUCCACCCUAUCCUACAAGACUCACAGGUCAAAUCUUGGGUUAGAAAUUUUUCUAAGACUGGCCUGGAAACAAGGCACUGAAGGCUUGUUUUCAUGUGUCUGGACAUAGUUUCAAAUUAGAAAAAAGAAAGUGAGGAAAAACUGGAAAAACAGCCUUUAAAAUUUUUCUUUUGAGGAAGUAUAAUAUCUUCUGUCUCUUUGAGGAAUCCUGAUGGACACUGAUGGAGACAGGCACCUUCCACUCCCACCUAGACCUUAAUUUCACUGGUGUUUGUAUCAUCACAGUGUUCAGAUGAUCCCUCUCAAAGACAUCUUCUUCUUCCUUUGCCUACAAUAAAAAACAGCCCAGGAAGCUGUACCAUCCACAAGUCUGGCCUCACAACUGGCCCCUGCACAAGUUAAAGGGUUGAAAGAGAUUUGAGGAGUUAAGUUUUAAAUUCCCAUUGUAGCAGAACAGAAUUUCAUGAUUUACAGGAUUUUUACAUUUUGCUGUAGCCAAAACCAAAAUGAUGGACAGGUCUAGCUCAACUGGCAGUGAGACUUCACAAGUUUCUCUGGCACAGGAGAAACUGCUCUAUGGUGUCAGAACUAUAGAAACUUGGCAGGGAAAAAGGUCAAAGCCUGAGCAAUGUCUAGGUUUCUGGUGAGAGCUCAGGAACUGGAGUUUUCCAUGACCCAAGAGGAUUUCUCAGUGUGCAUGUGUGCAAGGAUAAGCCAAAUUUGCCAAUCUGAUGCCAAUAGGAUCUGGGUUGGGGAAUUCCUUCCAGGGGCUGGGUCACAGAAGUAACCACUUGUGCCUGUGAGGAAGCACCGCUCUAAGCAGGCAUCAAGAAUGAGAAAUAAAGGAGAUUAUGGCAAUUUGAUCUUCAGUCCAAACCUGCAUUCACUGGGCCUGUGCUCUGGCCUGUAAUCCAGACCCACUGUCUCUGGGCAACACAAUCAUUUGGGGCAGCAUUCAAAAUGUCCAGCAGCCAGAUUAUUUUCCGUUCUGCCCUGGUGUGUGGCAGUCAGAAGCAGCCCCAGAGGCUGAUUGGAAUCAUGGGAUCUUUGAAGAAAACUUAAGAGCAACUUCUGACUGCUGAUCACUGCAGCUCACCCAGAGAGAAAAGUGUCCUCAGCAAGUCUUCACACAAGGCCCAACCGACUCUGGCUGCCAACAGUCUUUAACACCAGGGUGAAAAAAAAAAACUGCCAGUAGAUUUCCAUUUGCAUUUUUAUGCAACAGAGAAAUGAAAAUUUAGCAGCCCUCAAACUUACAGUUUUUAGUGCUAAACUUUUAAGCAACUUUUCUUUAGUACUCCCCAUCAGGUCACAGCUUUCAACUCGUAUAUUUUACAUAUUUCCAUACAGUUACCAAUUACAAUUUCUGUUAAGUUCACCACUUGUGACUAUAAUUAUCAAUUUUCUUGUAGUCUGUAGAGAUCUAAAAAGUUGUAUAUGUUUGUAUAUAGAACAUUCUAUAUAUAUAAUAUAUAUAUGUAAUGUAUAUGUUGUAUAAGUUUGUUAGUGCACACUGUUAAAUGCUUUCUAUCAAGAUUUACCAUGUAUGUGGAAAAAACCCAUCACUUAAAAAGUUCAGUGAGGGAGGAAAAACUCUUGCCUGGGUGAUUUAUUGUGAAAUGAGGAGGAGUGUGGGAUUUUUGCAAGGCUUGCCCUGCACGCUGCUCAAGGCUGUCAGUGACAGGCACAAAGGAGCUGCAGCAUUCCCAGCGAGGAGCAUCUGACUCUGAGAAAGACCGUAGGACUGGGACUGGCUGGAGGAAAAUCAAGGACAUUGGCUGUCACUGGAUGUUGAGAUCUUUCUGUGCUUUUACCUUUCCCACUCAGACAGCAGCACCUCAAGCAAAAUCCCAAGCUUAGAUGUCUCUUCAGCCUCGCAAUCCUCAGCUACACCAGGCCAGAUUGGCUGGAAGUAUUAGUUCAGUUUAAAAUGCUGUUUGUUCAUUUAGAUACUUUGUUCUCUCACCUUCUUCUCUCCAGGAGCUCUGUCACAAUCAGAUCCAAAACCAGUUACACAGAACUUCCAACAGCACACACACCUUUGGGUUUGACCAGAUGUUUGUAACUUUAUGUCUAGUGCUGUAGAUAGAGAGAAAAAAUGCAUUGAAUUAGAUUAUUUUAAGUCUGCAGAGUUGGCAAGUCUUCAAUGAAGUACAAGCUACUUUAUUUAUUAAUAAAAAAAUUAAAUCUAUUCCUAGAGCUUUAACUUCAGUUGCAAACCUUGAAUUAAAAGACAUGACAAUUGAAA
Haemorhous mexicanus (house finch) is the source of this 8087-nucleotide messenger RNA. RefSeq names its product syntaxin binding protein 5L (gene STXBP5L). Gene Ontology annotation, cellular component: cytoplasm; SNARE complex; plasma membrane. The coding region runs from base 1009 to 4497 and encodes 1162 amino acids. The transcript is spliced from 26 exons. NCBI's taxonomy places the organism in Eukaryota, Metazoa, Chordata, Aves, Passeriformes, Fringillidae. Gene Ontology annotation, molecular function: GTPase activator activity; myosin II binding; syntaxin binding. The record is from RefSeq and is a predicted model, not a curated record. Gene Ontology annotation, biological process: regulation of protein secretion; regulation of exocytosis.